ACAGAAAGAAAAGUUGCUCGCGGAUCUCUUAGGAACUUUCAGAUUUCAUCCCGCUGCCAUGAGCAGGGCGACGGGACGCAACGCCCGUCGGGAGCGCCAGGGUAAGGCGGCCCUCCUGUAAAGGCAUUCAGCCUCGGAGCGCCCCUGGGCUUUCUCAGGCUCCAGCCAUGUCACCUGGGCAGAACAAGGAGGACCUCAGCCCGAAGAACCAGAGCGAGAGGGAAGAGGGUGCCCCGUGCAGGAACCUCCCCGAGCCUCCGGCUCAAGCAGGUUGUGGGAUGUUCACUCUCCUGUCAUCCAUCAUUGCUGCCAUCAGUGGAUUUUUGAUGGGUUAUGAGCUUGCAGUUAUCUCUGGAGCUCUUCUUCAGUUAACUAGCAUCCUGACGCUUUCAUGCCGACAACAAGAGAUAAUUGUAAGCGCACUUCUUGUUGGUGCCUUGUUCGCUUCAUUAACUGGUGGGAUCCUGAUAGACAAAUAUGGGAGGCGACUUACCAUUAUGCUGUCAUCUGGUUUAUUAGUUGUGGGCAGUCUGAUUCUGAUAAUUUUCGCCUCAUACGGACUACUUAUAACAGGACGGAUUGUGAUUGGGAUUUCUAUCUCGCUUUCUUCAACUGCAACAUGUGUGUAUAUUGCCGAGAUUGCCCCACAGCACAGAAGAGGCUUGCUUGUGUCUUUAAAUGAGCUCAUGAUUGUAAUGGGCAUUCUCUUUGCCUACAUUUCUAAUUAUGCCUUUGCUAACGUUUCCCAUGGGUGGAAGUACAUGUUCGGCCUUGUUAUUCCACUGGGGAUUUUACAAACAAUUGCUUUAUAUUUUCUUCUGCCCAGUCCUCGGUUUCUGGUUAUGAAAGGUUUUGAUGAAGCUGCUAAUAAAGUACUUGGAAAGCUCAGGACAUCUUUGGACACUACUGAAGAACUCACUAUGAUCAAAUCUUCCUUGAAAGAUGAACACCAAUAUCAUUUUCUGGAUUUGUUCCAUUCGAAAGACAACAUGAGAACACGGAUGCUGAUAGGGAUUGUUCUAGUUUUUUUUGUACAAACAACUGGACAGCCCAACAUCUUGUUUUACGCAUCCACCGUUUUGAAAUCAGUUGGAUUUCAGAGCAACGCGGCGGCUAGUUUGGCCUCAACUGGGGUUGGAGCAGUUAAAGUGAUCAGUACCAUUCCAGCCAUUCUUUUUGUGGACCAAGUAGGAAGCAAGACAUUUCUGUGUAUUGGCUCAUCCCUCAUGUCGGUGUCCUUGGUCACUUUAGGAUUAGUGAUGCAUAAUAUACAUGUGAAUGUCACCACUGUCUGUAAAAAUCAGUCUUUGGAAGAGUUCCUAUUUCAGGGAGUGGGAACAGUGACCUUCACUAAUGAAACUUUUAAGGAACGUUUUGCUGGCAUGACUUUCUCUGUUAAAAGUUCAUGGUGGAAGGAUGAAAUUGCGGACAUAAGGAAUCAGAACAGAACAACAUUGGCAGGAGACAAAAUGCAAGCAGAAUCCCAGGUAGCAGUUGAACCCGCAGAAGUGCAAACCUCUCUGAAAUGGCUCUCUUUGGCUAGCUUGCUUGUUUAUGUUGCAGCUUUCUCCAUAGGACUUGGACCAAUGUCAUGGCUGGUGUUAAGUGAAAUAUUUCCUGGAGGGAUCAGAGGAAGAGCAAUUGCUUUCACAUCAAGCAUGAACUGGGGGGUUAAUCUCCUAAUCUCAUCAACGUUUUUGACUAUAACAAACCAAAUCGGUUUACCGUGGAUCUGUUUCAUUUAUGCACUGAUGAGCCUAGCAUCAUUAGCUUUUGUCAUUAUCUUUAUACCGGAGACAAAAGGAUGUUCUUUAGAGCAAAUAUCCAUGGAACUGGCAAAACAAAAACAUGCCAGGAAUCCUUUAUGUUGGAUGGGCCAGCGGCAAGACCAACUGAUUGGCUCAACUAUAGAACUUUCUAAUAAAGAAGUCCAUGAACAAUUCUUCUAGGCAGAGACAGAUGCUUGAGUAACUAAGGCCAGAAGAACGAACUCUCCCAAUGAACCAGAUGGUAGAACUCAUAGAAAUCCUGCUGCUACAUCCAUAUACUUAGUGUCUUACUCUAAAUUAGCUUUCUCUUAUUUUAUUUUAGAGGACUUUUUGGUCAGUGGAUAUUAUAAAAUAAUGAAUUUGCACAUUUUAAGCAGAGAACUGUCUACUGUAAUAGUAUUUCUAUGGAAAAAAAUAGUAUUUGUAUGGAAAAAAAUAAAAAACCAUAAACAUUACAUAGUCAAUAAUACAAACAUGAGAAAUCUGUGCAAACUUCUCUUUUAGAGAGUGUAAAGUAUUUUAGUCAUGCUCAGCACACUUGUGCAACUGUACUCAAUCAAUCAUCCUUUUUAGGCCUGUUAGCCAAGCCCUUUAAAGGGAAGAACACUGACUACUGCUUCAUGCUAAGUCACAAACACAUGAACUGCUAUACAGGUAGUCCUUGGGUUACGACCACUCGUUCAGCAACCGUUCAAAGUUAUGACAGCA
Molecule: messenger RNA, 2477 nt
Organism: Python bivittatus (Burmese python)
Lineage: Eukaryota; Metazoa; Chordata; Lepidosauria; Squamata; Pythonidae
Gene: SLC2A12
Product: solute carrier family 2 member 12
Biological process (GO): circulatory system development; D-glucose transmembrane transport
Cellular component (GO): membrane
Molecular function (GO): D-glucose transmembrane transporter activity
Source: RefSeq, a predicted model, not a curated record